AUGGAACCGCGCAGAGGGCAGUGAACAGGACGACAUGACCAACCGAGGAUUUGUAUGGUGCGCGACAGUCUUACGUUGGGAGCUUGCACUUUGCGAAGUUUCCGAGACGAGCAUGGUGCUCAAUUAUGCUACCACAUCGUGGACUACUGCUGUAGAGAAGUACAAAUGUUUUAUGCCUGCCAAGUUCUAUUGUUUCUUCAACCACGGGCUCUUGACACUUUCAGAAGUCAAACUCGUACCGGUGGGAUGAACCAACCAUUCCUUUUCUUGACCUUUCCCUUUGCCUUGCCUACCCUUUGUGCUUUGGUCGUCAUGUCUUACCAUACAAUCUGCACCUCCUACUGGACGACAGUCACCAGGGAUUCACGUCAGGAAAACACCUACUCCCGCUCUCCCAGCGAAGUAGCCAAAGGUGAGGAAACCCCAAAGAUCUAAAGCAAGGCUAGCAGCUCUACGCGAUUUCAUUUUCUGAAACUCUAGAGAGAGAACAACAGAAUGAUCCAAUCCGACUGUCGCAUAUCUGCAGGACCAUUGUUUCUAGAACGGAGGACAGUGACCGGUGGACCUCAUCGAUGGUUGAUAGCCUGUCUGAUAGACUCGAGUGUCACCGUCUCUCAGAUGCCCUUUCUGCUCCUUUUGCCGGUCAUGUAUGCUCCACACACCCUUUGGCCAAAGCGGGUGGUCCACUCGCCUUCCCUUCGUCGCAUCUUCUUGCCGGCUCCUUUUCCGCUUCCCUUCCAACCACCCCUUUCCACGAUUUUUACCGGUUCCAUGUCCAGACACAAGGUCAGGUCCACAGAACGUAGGCUCCAUGGGCCUUGACGUAUACGAUGAUGCCUCCUGAAGUCCUGAGUCCAAAAUCUUGUGCUAACUUAAAGUAGAGAAUCUACUAGCGUCCCAAAACCGAAUUAUAAACCGUAAAAAAAUUGUACACAUCGAGGUUUCUCAUAGCUACUAUUAUCAUAAGCCAAGUGGUCGGUGUAGAAGCACACCUUUCAGCACGAAAAAGAUGCCAUCUGAAGCACACAUACGACAUACUACACCCACAUCGUACAAUUAAACUGGUCUCUAUUCUCCAUUAGUCCCACAUUGUUAGCACUAUCUUUGAACAAUGUUUCCGAGUAAGGCCAGGGAGCCGUGGCCUGGUGCCGGGCAGACGGGACAGGAGGAUCCACCCGAGCACAGAGCAAAAAGGCAGCCAGCGAACGCUCCGGGCAUAUCCUAUCCUUGGAACCCAAGGCCGCGUCGCCGGGGAGCAAGAAGCCAAAACGAACCGGGCAGCAUAUCGGAGCAUUUCUUGCGUCCAAAGCUACACCCUAUUCCCCUCCUCCUCCUGCCUAGAUCUCCUGGAUUCCUCCCCUGGCGGCUUAUAUAUAGCCUCCGCCGUGGCCGAGACCGUCCCUUCUUCCUCCCCUCCGGUCCCCCUCCUCUGGUGCCGCCAUCGCCGUCGUGUGCGUUGUGGGUUCCUUAGAAUUCUUGGAGAGGCCAAGAGCUGAGGUCUGUUGGGCCGUGGAAGCUGGAAGGCGUGCAUGAACCUGACGUUGAGUCUAGCCGUCAAUGGCGGCACCGGCACCGGCACGGGCAAGAAGCGCAAGGUGCGGGACGGUGUUGUCGACGACGUGGUGGGCGAUGGUGGUGACCGUGGCAGGGUGGUGAGGCUUCUCCAGGCGAGGGAGCGGAUGGUGGCGAGGCUGGAGUCGGACGAUCAGAGAGUAGCGCCCGAUGAUGCUGCUGGCGGCGGUGGCGGCCUGCGGCUGAUGCAUUUGCUCCUCUCGUCGGUGGCGGCUGGGGAGGCCGGCGACGUGCGGGCGGCCACCGCGGCGCUGCACGAGGUCUACCGGCUUGCGUCCUUCGGCGGCGGCGAUCCCGCCCCGCGUGUCGCCGCCUACUUCGCGGACGCGAUGGCGCCGAGGCUGCGGCUCCGUCCGCCCGCGGAGGCCUCGUCGGCGCCGGCGCGCGGGGAGCAGUUCCUGGCGUACACCAUGUUCUACCGGGCGUCCCCGCUCUACCAGUUCGCGCACUUCACGGCGAACCAGGCGAUCGUGGAGGCGUUCGAGGGCGGCGGCCGCCGGAGCCUCCACGUCGUCGACUUCGACGUGUCGUACGGGUUCCAGUGGCCCUCUCUCAUCCAGUCUCUCUCGGACGCCGCCGACGCCGCGAGCACAAGCGGCUCGCAAGACGGCGACCGCAGGGAACGACCGGUGUCCCUGCGGAUCACCGGCCUCGGGACGAGCGCCGACGAGCUGCGGCAAACCGAGGCGCGGCUCACGCGCUUCGCGAGCGGCUGCCCCAACGUUCGGUUCGAGUUCGAGGGCAUCGUGACGAACGAGCAAAACAGCGGCCGCCAUGAACGCAUCAAGAACGACGACGACGCGACGGUGGUCGUCAACCUGGCGUUCCCGGCAGCGCAGAGCUCGAGGGCGAGCGCAAGAGAAGCUUGCAGCGCGCUGGCUCUCAUCCGCUCCCUGAACCCUUCCCUGGUGUUCUUGGUCGAGAGAGGCGGAGGCGGCAAUGCCACGUCGAGGGGACGCUCGAGCUUGCUUCCGCCGUUCACGGCCAGCCUCCGGUACUUCGCCGCGGUGUUCGACUCGCUGCACGAGUCCCUGCCGGCCGACAGCGCCGAGAGGCUCGCCAUCGAGAGGAACUACCUCGGCACGGAGAUCCGCAACGCCGUGGCCUCUCUAGACCGCAGCCAUGGCGGCGACGAUCGCACGGCGGCGGAGCCUUGCAGCAGCAGCGCCAGCUGGAAGGAGAUGAUGGAGAGCGCGGGGUUCGAGGCCGUGCCGCUGAGCUCGAGAACGGUGAGCCAGGCGAAGCUGCUGCUGAAGAUGAAGAGCGGGUGCGGCGGCGGCGGGGGGUUCCGGGUCGUCGUCGAGGGCGACGGCGGCAGGGCGAUGUCGCUCGGGUGGCGGGACAGCGCGCUGAUCACGACGACGGCGUGGCGGCGCCGCCGGCGCCGAUCGAUCAGCAAGACAUCCAGCUAGUGCAUGCAGUGUGAAGCCGAAGACCUCAGUUCAUCGACCCGAUGGAUAAAGUAUACUUCUUCUUGGUUUGUUCAAUUGGUUCGUUAUCGAGAGAGAAGGGUUGGCUGUUA
Messenger RNA from Panicum hallii, 3094 nucleotides. Its product is annotated as scarecrow-like protein 23. Gene Ontology annotation, cellular component: nucleus. The record is from RefSeq and is a predicted model, not a curated record. Gene Ontology annotation, biological process: regulation of DNA-templated transcription. Gene Ontology annotation, molecular function: DNA-binding transcription factor activity; sequence-specific DNA binding. The transcript has a single exon. NCBI's taxonomy places the organism in Eukaryota, Viridiplantae, Streptophyta, Magnoliopsida, Poales, Poaceae. Bases 1530 to 2984 code for a protein of 484 amino acids.